AUGGCUCAUUCUCCAUGCAGUUCGGAUGCUUCAACAUUUAAGAUACUAAUUACAACAGAUAAUCAUAUCGGCUUCGCGGAGCGUGAUCCACGCCGGGGCGAUGACUCUUUCACGACCUUUGAGGAGGUCCUCCGCGCGGCGCGUGUGGAGCACGAGGUUGAUUUUGCCCUUCUCGGCGGCGACUUAUUUCACGAGAACAAACCCAGCCUCGGCUGCCUGGUGCGUACCUCUUCGUUGAUGCGAAAGUACGUCCUUGGUGAUAGGCCGGUUCGCUUUUCCUUUCUAAGCGAUCCGGCCAAAAACUUCCCAACGCAUGCGCUACCUCUUGCAAACUUUCAGGAUCCGAACCUCAACGUGGCGUUGCCGAUUUUUGCGAUCCACGGGAAUCAUGACGAUCCGGUUGGGGGCACCUCGGCGCUUGAUGUUCUCUCGACCGGCGGCUAUUUGAACUAUUUUGGCCACGUAAGCUCCCUGGAGUGCAUUGUGGUGGAGCCCAUCUUACUUCAGAAAGGGAGCACCUUUAUUGCCCUGUAUGGCCUGGGGAAUGUCCGAGAUGAGCGGCUGCACCGCUGCUUUCGGCAUAAAAAGGUCCAUUUUGUGCGCCCGAAGCCUCUUCCCGGGCGUACGUGGUUUAAUAUUUUAUUACUUCACCAGAAUCGUGGGGUACGGGGGGUUUUGAGCAAGAGUGGGAUUUUUGAGCACAUGCUGUCGGGGCUUGGCUUUGACUUGGUGAUCUGGGGGAACGAACAUGAGCAGAUGAUGGUGCCGCAGCCCUCCCAAGGCUUCGACAUUGUUCAGCCUGGGAGCACUAUUCUCACUUCACUUUCGGGGCAGGAGUGCAAUCCCAAGCAAUACGGCAUUCUUGAGGUUCGAAAUGCUUCCUAUCGCCUCACCCCAUUCCCGCUGCGGAGUAUGCGGCCAGUGGUGCGGCGUACGGUGGUGCUCGCCAAGGAUAAUCCACGGGGCCGCACCCUCGAUUCCGUCGAGGAGUUCCUGCGCAGCGUCGUGGAUGAGAUGCUCGGCGAGGCGGAGGACCAAAUCAGCCACAUCCCGGACGAUAUUCUGACCUUUCACCCGAAUAUCAAAUUUCCUUUAAUGCGACUUUUUGUGGAUUUCACGGAUGUCGAAUCGGCCCCGUUCCCGCAGCCCAAUCUCAACCGCUUUGGACAGCAGUACAUCGACGUCGUCGCCAACCCGGGCGAGCUGCUGCGGCCGAUUCGGAUCAAACCCCCGACUUCGGGCGUGGCGGGCAAACCUCGCGCGCGCGGGGCGGGGAACUCGGCCGGGGAUUUAGGGGAUUGGGUCGUCCCGGUGGCCCCACAAUUGGGGAUUUUGGACAUCCGCGCGAAGGUCGCGGAGGUGUUUAACCAGGGCGCCAAAGACGCGUGCUCGCUCCUCUCCGAGCCCGAGGUCUCGUCCGCGGUCUACGCCUUUGCGGAGAAAGGCGAGCGCGACGCGAUCGACGAGCGAAUCAUGGAGCUUUUGAAUACCUCGCAGAAGAUUGUCUGGCGGAAGCUCGGAAACGGCGAUUCGGAAGCGAUUUUAAAGCCGGACGUGAUCGCCGCCGAAGUUGAACUGUACAAGCGGGAGAUGAACCAACGCUACGCCCGAACCUUGCGAACGGAGGCGGAGGAAAAGGAGGAUGCCGCGGCACGUGAGGGGGGGGACACGGGGGAUUUACGGAAUUUCUCCAGGGAUCACCCAAAUGACGAGGGCCCGUCCGCGAUGGACGAGUAUCUCGAUGACGAGGACGCCGAGGAGCAGAGGCGGACUGAGCAGAGGUCCCGCUACGAAUUAUUCAACUCCGCGGCUCCCACCACAACGACGAUGGCGGCUUCCGCGUUUGACGGGAAUAUUGGUCAAGCGCUGGAUUUAGUGAUGCAGUCGAAGCAACGGAAAGUGAACGACGGGGAUGGCGAUUGGGGCGGCUUUGGCGUGGAUCGCGCCCGUCCGCCAGGGGGUUUGAUACCCCCUGGAAAGCAUGCGACCGAGGAGGCGGCGCUCGAGGACUUGGAGGAGCUGCCUUCCGAUGGCUUGGAUCGUGUCUUUCCUUAUUCGACGUCGGUGCACACUGCUAUGAAUGGCGAUUUAUCCGAUAAGCUUGGUGAAUCCAUUUUAUCUGUCUCUCAGGUGGGGGAUUUGCCCUAUUCGCCGGCCUCGACCAAACGGCCGCGGAAUGAACGAAAAGAGAGGGAGGGGGAGCCUGGAUACGGUGACGGCGCGGAUAACGUGGUGAGCCUGAGCGAUAACGAGGAUAACAUCAGUCAAAUGGACCUUGGCAUCCCCCCUGCCUACGCCGCUGGUAGAACAACGGAUCCAAAGGGUACCUUGCCUAAAAAAAUGAAUAAAAAGACAGCCCCUGGAUCAACCAAAACGAGCACAACACGGCGUAGAGGGGGGCGGCUUGGAGAGUCUUCUUCGGAUGCCGAACAGCAGUCUCAGCCACGGAGAAAAAGAAGCACCGCGGCCGCGGCCCCGGCUUUUGGAAUGCCCAUGCUCAACUUGGUUUAUCAUCAAGCACCAGCCAACGCCAAGGAUGAAAAGGGUGGGGGUGUUUCUCUGAAUACAAAGACGCCUUCCAACCCAGCCCCUGGCAUGCCUGCCGCACCCAAAUCUGCUGAACGGCCUAUGCUUAAUUUAUUAAGUAAAUGGAGUUCACAGUCAUAA
Messenger RNA from Phytomonas sp. Hart1, 2667 nucleotides. The record is from the annotation of a GenBank genome assembly. Lineage: Eukaryota; Euglenozoa; Kinetoplastea; Trypanosomatida; Trypanosomatidae.